Maniola jurtina (meadow brown) is the source of this 1538-nucleotide messenger RNA. RefSeq names its product catalase-like. Gene Ontology annotation, molecular function: heme binding; catalase activity. Gene Ontology annotation, biological process: response to hydrogen peroxide; hydrogen peroxide catabolic process. The transcript has 3 exons. The record is from RefSeq and is a predicted model, not a curated record. Lineage: Eukaryota; Metazoa; Arthropoda; Insecta; Lepidoptera; Nymphalidae. Gene Ontology annotation, cellular component: mitochondrion; peroxisome; cytoplasm. Bases 9 to 1538 code for a protein of 509 amino acids.
CAUCCACGAUGCAGUUGUUGCUACUUGUAGCAGUAAUAACGGAAUUAUCAGCGGUUGUGACGGAAACAGAACAAUGGGAUCCAGCCGGCGACCAAACUUUACUUUUCAAGAACAAGACUAAUGGUCCCAUCGGAAUGUUAACUACAAGUGGUGGCGCUCCAGUUUCCUACGAGGAUGCUACGAACACGUUAAAUACUCCAUUGAUUCAUAAUGAAUUCUUUAUGGACACUAUAACUCAUAGAGUACGAGAAAAUAUUCCGCCUCGUCCCGUUCACGCUAAAGGCACUGGAGCUUUUGGGUAUUUUGAAGUAACACAUGAUAUCUCACAUGUUUGUAAGGCUGCUUUUCUAAAGAAAAUAGGAACAAAGACGCCAGUUGCAGUGAGAUUUUCAACGGGAGAAGGAGAAAGAGGAAGUUCCGAUUUAAACAGGGAUAGUCGAGGUUUUGCAGUGAAAUUUUAUACGGAAGAAGGCAAUCUCGAUUUGCUUGGAUUUCAUACACCUGUAUACCCUUACAAAGAUCCGCUUAAUGCUGGCACUCGGUGGCAUGGAACUAAAAGGAAUCCAGCGUCCAAUCUUUAUGACUUCAACACAUAUUGGGAUGUAGUGACUCUAAUCCCUGAGAUGAUAAACUUUUAUUUAUUACUGUACUCUGAUGGCGGUAUACCAGCCAGUUACAGAAAUAUGCCUGGCUAUCCAAUCCAUACGUAUCAGGUCGAAAAUGAAAAUGGGGAUGAACAUUUUGUCAGAUUUCAUAUCUUGCCAGAUGCUGGCAUUAAAAAUUUAAGAUCAGAGGAAGCUAGAAAUUUAAGUGCUAUAGAUCCUGAUUAUUUAAGAAGAGAUUUAUAUCGAGCGAUUGGGAAUGGUGAUUUCCCCAGUUGGACAGUAAGCGUGCAGAUUUUAAGCACAGCUGACGUGAAUAAAGUUGGAUCUCAGGUAUUUGAUGUUACAAGAACAAUUCCUUUAAAAGAGUUUCCCUUACAUCCAAUUGGUAAAAUAGUUGUAAAUAGAAACGCUAAGAACUUCUUUGCAGAAAUAGAACAGCUAGCUUUCUGUCCAGCUAAUUUAGUACCUGGGAUACUUGGUGCGCCUGAUAAAUUAUUUGAAGCGCGUCGAUUGGCCUACAGGGAUUCUCACCUGUACCGCUUGGGGGCGAAUGUCAAGAAAAUUCCUGUUAAUUGUCCAUUCCAAACAAAAACUUUUACGUAUCUCAGAGACGGAGUACCUCCAGUUGGGAAUAAUGAAGAAGAUGCUCCCAACUAUUAUCCUAAUUCGUUCAACGGACCUGUCCCCUACAUGCCAAAACAUAAGUCAGCUUUAAUUAAUAUUGUAGAAGGCAAGGCUGACAACUUUGAUCAAGCUGCAGAAUUUUAUGCAAACGAACUCACUAACGACGAACGAACUCGAUUAAUUGAAAAUUUAGUAUUACCUCUGCAGAAUGUUCAUAAAUUUAUUCAAGAGCGUGCUAUAAAUAUUUUUACAACGAUUCAUCCAGAUUUAGGAAAUCGUUUAGCACAGGCAUUAAAUAGUGCAUCGUAA